Messenger RNA from Populus euphratica (Euphrates poplar), 990 nucleotides. Its product is annotated as OTU domain-containing protein DDB_G0284757-like. The transcript has 8 exons. The record is from RefSeq and is a predicted model, not a curated record. Gene Ontology annotation, molecular function: cysteine-type deubiquitinase activity. Gene Ontology annotation, biological process: protein deubiquitination. Lineage: Eukaryota; Viridiplantae; Streptophyta; Magnoliopsida; Malpighiales; Salicaceae. Bases 295 to 819 code for a protein of 174 amino acids.
UCUCUUUACCUUCACAUUAGCUUGCAACAAGCACGUGUGUUGAGGAACAGAGUAGGAAGUGCUCACUGGAUUCUUCAACAACUGCUGUUAUUAUACAACAUAUCUGGCACUUCCUUCAACGCUUGUGAUUGGUUAUAUAUUUAUUUUAACCUAGUUUAUACUCUAUAUUGACCAGUGAGAGGUAAAGAGGUAAACAAAUACACAUAAUUGUUGUCCUUUUUUGUUUUGUUAUUUCCUCCUGCUGUUGAAUAACUUCUUGGUGUUUAUUAAGCCAUAUGAAUAAUCAUAGAUUUAAUGUUUUGCCAGCACACUCCACGGGUGAAUGGUGAGAUACCUGAUGUAAAUGAUGCAACCUUAGACCAUGAGCGGCUGUCUGAAAGGUUGACAACAUAUGGUUUAGAAGAACUGCAAAUCGAGGGCGAUGGGAAUUGCCAGUUUCGAGCAUUAGCAGACCAAUUGUUCCGCAGUCCAGAUUACCACAAACAUGUGAGGAAGAAAAUAGUCAAGCAGCUAAAGCAUUUCAGAAAAUCAUAUGAGGGAUAUGUCCCCAUGAAGUACAGAAGCUAUUUGAAGAAGAUGAAAAAGCCAGGGGAGUGGGGGGAUCAUCUAACUCUACAGGCAGCGGCAGAUCAAUUUGGAGCCAAAAUUUGUUUGGUAACGUCUUUCCGGGACACAUGCUAUAUCGAGAUCAUGCCCAAAGACAAAAGUCCCACAAGAGAACUUUGGCUGAGCUUUUGGAGCGAAGUUCAUUACAAUUCAUUGUAUGCAACUGGAGAUGUCCCCACCAGAGUAGCAAGAAAGAAGCAUUGGCUUUUUUAAAUGUUUGACAUGCCGGCAUGAGAUCAAGCAUUGCCAUAUCCACUCUUCGUUUGUUCUCUAUACAUGUACAUAAUUUCCAAAUAAGCAAGCAACUAUAGAGUAUUUAACUAGCAAAUAUGUAACUUGAUAUUGAAUUCAACAUUAUAUAUUCAUAGUUUUUCUUUUAAUUCU